Molecule: messenger RNA, 2976 nt
Organism: Falco peregrinus (peregrine falcon)
Lineage: Eukaryota; Metazoa; Chordata; Aves; Falconiformes; Falconidae
Gene: RNF8
Product: ring finger protein 8
Exons: 8
Coding region: 173-1642 (489 amino acids)
Biological process (GO): double-strand break repair; ubiquitin-dependent protein catabolic process; protein K48-linked ubiquitination
Cellular component (GO): nucleus; cytosol; site of double-strand break
Molecular function (GO): histone binding; ubiquitin protein ligase activity
Source: RefSeq, a predicted model, not a curated record
CGCCAUCUUCCCCGCUGGCCCCAGGGCGCAGGCGCGGCUCCGCUGGGCUCCGGGAUCGGUCAGCUGAGCCGCUGGGCGGUGCGCGGCCGCUGCGCUGGCUUUUGUCACGCGAGAGCGCCGCUGCCGCGAUUGCUCCUCCUGCCUGUUGCUGGCAGGCGCGGGGGCGGACGCUAUGGCGGCUCGCGGGGCUUCGUGCCUGGUCUGGUGCCUCCGCCCGGUCGGGGCCAGCGGCGACUGGCUCCUGCUGGAGGCCGGCACGCAGGUAACUAUAGGCCGAGGAUUAGAUAUCACAUACCAGCUGGUGUCAAAAACCUGUCCCUUGAUGAUCUCUCGUAAGCACUGUGUUUUCCAGCAAAAUGCAGAAGGGCAGUGGACUGUCAAGGAUAACAAGAGUCUAAAUGGAGUCUGGCUUAACAAACAGCGCCUGGAUCCCUCAAAAGCCUAUCCUAUUGCUGAAGGAGACCGUAUACAGUUGGGAGUGCCUUUGGAAAACAGAGAGACUGCUGAAUAUGAAUAUGAAGUAAUUAAAGAGGAAUGGGAGAAAAUCAGACCCUUUUUAGCCCAAAGGAAUGACCUAUGGAAAGCUAAGAGUUCAAGAACUAAACGUAAAUUUAGUUUGGAGGAAUUGGAGACAUCUGGAUCAGAAGGCCCUUCAAACUCCAGAUCCAAAAGAGACAGAGUGUCCUGUGAUAAAGAAUUUUUGCGUAAGUCAUGGGGAAGGGUGGAAGAGGCCAAACAGUUAACAGAGAAGAUGGAUGUCAAGCUGCCUUCUCCUGGACCAAGUGAGGAGGAUAGUGGUCCAGUGCAUAGUGGCCCUGUGCACUCUGAGAAAGUGUCUGUCCCCCAUAAGGACCAGAAAGGCUCUGGCCUUGCACAGUCAUGGACUGGCUUGGAAAUGCUGAGGAAAACCCUAGUAGCUAUAAUGAAGCUGAAGAUGAAAGUGCAGGAGAAGCAGACGGAAGUUCUGAAUAUGAAGCAGAAGCGCAGGAAGUGUGCUCAGAAGGAGAUCCUGGCAACGGAGCAGGAGCUGCGGGAGUUGCAGGACCAGCUGUGCACGGAACAAGAGCAUCAGCAGCAGCAGGUGGAAGAGCUGGAAAGGACAUUCUUUAAAGAGCAGCAGAAGCUAGAGGGUGUAAAGCGGCAACACGGGGAAGAGAAUCUGAAGGAGCAGCUGGCGCAGGUCCUGCAAGAGCAUCAUGCUUUGAUGGAAGAAUUGAGCCGUAUUAAAAAAGAUUUUGAGGAGAUAAUCCGAGCCAAGAAUAAAGAACUGGAAGAAACCAAGGAGGAGAAGGAAAAGGUGAGAGCCCAAAAAGAAGAGGUAUUGAAUCAGAUGAACGAUGUGUUGGAGAAUGAGUUGCAGUGCACAAUCUGUUCUGAGCAUUUUAUUGAGGCGGUCACUCUCAACUGUGCGCACAGCUUCUGCUCCUACUGUAUCAAUGAGUGGACAAAACGUAAAGUGGAAUGCCCCAUCUGCAGGCAGGAGAUCAAAUCAAAGACACGCUCUCUGGUGCUGGAUAACUGCAUUGACAGGAUGGUAGAAAAACUGGAUGUGGAAAUGAAAGAGCAUCGCCUGACUGUUAUCAGAGAGCGGAAAGGUGAGAGAGAUACAGAAUGUGUUGGUGAAACCAGCCACAGACAAUGACAGCAGUGUAAAUUCUUCCAUCUACUCCAUCUUGUCGAUGAGCAGUUGUGACAGCGAGGACUCUGAGGAGGAUUCUUACUAUAAUGAAAGCUACUAUAUUAUCUAAACACUCUUACUGCAGACUUGUUUGCCUGUGUGCUGCCCAGAACCAGCCUAAUGGUGUUUGGUUGACUACUGCUGGAUGAGUGGACUGGACAUCUGGAAGGAGAGACUCCAUGAAGAGGCUGGAGCUAACCACUAGCAGCACUUAGAAGAAGGACUUUUUUUUUUUUUUUUUUUUUUUUUAAAAAAUGAAUGUAUAUAAGUUUGAUCUUCAAAAUGAAAUUGGGAUUGUGGGAGAACAAACAGCUGUUAUGCUAGAUGGUUGACAUACAAAACCUAGGCUUCCAUGAUCACUUGUGACCUGCUCAGUGUAAUGUAAUAGUUUGUGUGCAUCACUGCCCUUUCCUUAGUGAAUGACAUGUUUAAAUGUGUACAUCAGCUUCCCUUAUUUCAGGCAGCAAUGGGAAUGGCCCAAGCUAUUAGAGAACUCUGCCAUCCCCACCAGCAGGCAGGAAAAAGUGCCAGUAUGGGUUUUCCUCUUGAAUUUCAUACAAUAGCUAAAGUCGUCCCAGGCCUCUGGCUGUAAAAGUAAUAAAGGGUGGGUUAUGGACCCUGUCAGCCUUAAAGCGCUUAAAUGCAUUGUGUAAGCUGAGCUGCUGGCCAUCAGUUUGCCCCAGUUGAUCCUACUCAUUUUCUGUUAGAUAGGGGCGGCAAAGAUUAAAUCUUCCAGAAUUCUGUAGCUAGUACUUUUUUCAUAUAGUAUCUUUAGUUUGUUCCCUCUUCAGGCUUUUGCAUAAAGAGGUUUAGAACUGGGAAGCGGCGCACUCAGAAGUUCCUAGCAAUGACAUUAGAAAUCCAUAUAGUUCAUCAGCAGCAGAGAGGAACCUCUGCCUCUUCAGAAGUGCUGCUGGCUGAAUUAGUGAAAUGCCCUGUUGGCAGUGUAGGAAAGCAGCAUCUGUAGGCAACCACAAGACAUGGAAGGAAGCAUUUCAUUUUACUGUUUACAAAAUACUGCUGUUGAGCUGUGGGUUGUGCUGCCCUCACAGCAAAUCACUCAUCCCUAAGAGACUGAGCGAGUCUUGCCUCAUCCUUCACAAAUUUAUCUAUGAAAUUUCAUUUUCAGUGGCAUAUGCUUUUGACUUAGCUGUUAUGUGGGAAAGACUUUUACACUGUGAGAAGAGGAUGGGGGAAGGCCUUCUCAUCUGUAAUAUUUCUUUGGCUAUUUAUGUACUUUCUUGUUUCUAUGUUUAUUUUAAAAAGGAAAACAUAAAUCCAUUUCUGCAUUAGUCGUC